AAAGUUCAUCCACAUCCUCAAAGCAGUCACUUCCUUCUCAAUAUAACACCUCGCCGACUUCAUACUCUAACAGCUCAAUUGAUAAUCUCCCAAAACUACAAACUUUAUCACUAGAUGCACCAAAGGCUCCUGUUGCAGCCCCUCUGCCUACUCCACCAACCUCAUCCUCCAUUAGAGGCACAAAACGCUGUAGAUCAUCCUCGCAAGCCUCAGAUAGUUCAAGAGGCAGCUUCUCAGCUGCUAGUUCCGACGACAUUGGUAGCGUAGAAAGGAAAUCCUAUGCUGACGGUCUUAUCGGUGAGUUUCCUUUUCCUUUGUUAAACAGAUAAUUGAAGUGGGGUUUUCCUCGUUAGACACAUCUGUUUUCACUAUUGAAGCCAUCUGGAAAUGUCCUCUGCCAGAGGAUCCAUACCCUAGAACGAUUGAGGACUCUCAGUUGCCGUUGAAAGAUUACAUUAGGGAAACCCUUCGUAGAUCGAAAACUUCAUCACAUACACUCCAAGUCGCGCUUUUUUACUUGUUCAAGAUAAGAGAUAAGGUUAGAUCACGUAGAGUUGAGGCAGCUCAGUUGCUCUGCGGUGGUCAAGUUGUAACCUGUCAGGACAGUCUACUUUGUGGUAGAAGGACAUUCUUAUCAUCACUUAUCUUAGCCAACAAGUACUUAUCCGAGAGAAAUUACAGUAAUCGCGCAUGGUCGAGAAUGUCGGGUUUGACAGCUAAUGAAAUAUCCUCGAAUGAGAGGGCAUUUCUGAUCCUAAUUAACUACGAAUUGUGUGUUUCUGAAUCAACUUGGAAGCGUUGGGUUGCAUUCUUGCGCACAUUAGUUGAAAAGCAAAAGGGACCAGCCACGAAUACUCAAGAUCAAGCUGUUUCGGAUGAUGAUGACGAGAGAAAAUGCAAACGCACAUGUUUGCAAUCUUCUCCAUACGAUUCUCAUACAGCAACACCAAAGCCAUCAUGUAUCGGACUAAAUGAGAGAGUUUCAUUCAGUGUCGAAUCCUAUUCUACUAAAGUUACUUGGGAAGGCGUUCGAGCAACAUCAACAACAGCAUAGAAUAUCAACUUUCUCGGUUAAGGUUUAGUAUUUUAAGAAGUUUUGACAGCAACUUUUAUUUUUACUCUUUAUUCUCUUUUACGUGUUGUAAAACGAAAU
Messenger RNA from Wallemia mellicola CBS 633.66, 1153 nucleotides. RefSeq lists its product as hypothetical. The coding region runs from base 701 to 1054 and encodes 117 amino acids. The record is from RefSeq and is a predicted model, not a curated record. The transcript has a single exon. Lineage: Eukaryota; Fungi; Basidiomycota; Wallemiomycetes; Wallemiales; Wallemiaceae.